AGAAGUGGGACUGUGGAUAGGCUAAACAGAGCGUGUUUUAAGGAGGGAGAAGAAAGGAGAAAGAAUAGCAAAGAAUUUUCUGCUGAAACAAACAAAGAAAUGUCUUGCAAUGCACCUUCACUUAGUUUUGGGCUUGGUUUCAGAACACCCAAAUUCGCUUCUCCUUUCCUUCCUUCGCCCUUGCCGCUUUCCUCGUUCUCGACCCAAUGGCAGCCUAACGCUCUCUCCAUUGAAGCCAAGGCCGGAACCCGCAGAGAGGACCGCACUGCCCGCCAUUCGCGCAUCCGUAAGAAGGUAAUUGAUGACUCGAAGAUGCAUACUCUUGCUUCUGCUUCAACAAUGCAAAAGCCAAUCUCCGAUUAUCUCAAUUAUAGCUCUGCUCCCACUAUUGAUGUGGCGAAGAAAGUGGGCAAAGCAAUUGCAAAGUCCUGUCUUGAGAAAGGGAUUACAAAAGUGGCCUUCGACCGAGGUGGCUACCCUUAUCAUGGACGUAUUCAAGCACUUGCUGAUGCUGCUCGGGAACAUGGUCUCCAAUUUUAGGCCUUGGAUGUAGUAUCAACUCUAUCAACUUUUCUAUUAUGCCGUUGUCUUUUCACUACCCUUUCUGUAAUGGUAUCUCUUUGAGGUGCCUUGACUUGGAUUCACUGUUUGUGCAAAUGUAACUUGUAGGGGCUUUGUUC
This is a messenger RNA of Coffea arabica (coffee), 680 nucleotides long. Its product is annotated as large ribosomal subunit protein uL18c-like. Gene Ontology annotation, molecular function: structural constituent of ribosome; 5S rRNA binding. The record is from RefSeq and is a predicted model, not a curated record. Gene Ontology annotation, cellular component: ribosome. Gene Ontology annotation, biological process: translation. NCBI's taxonomy places the organism in Eukaryota, Viridiplantae, Streptophyta, Magnoliopsida, Gentianales, Rubiaceae.